Adineta ricciae is the source of this 408-nucleotide messenger RNA. The record is from the annotation of a GenBank genome assembly. Lineage: Eukaryota; Metazoa; Rotifera; Eurotatoria; Adinetida; Adinetidae.
AUGUCAUAUAUCUGUCAACACCCCGAUGGUUCAUUUGAUGUCGUGCUCGUCAAACACUCGUGGCGUUUACACUUUCUUCGUUUUCUUCAUCGUGCAGCAAAUGAUAGUCAUGGAAUCGAAAAACUAUCCAAUGUCGAACGAUUUCGAGCAACUGAAGUGUGCAUCCAUCCUCUUGUUGUUCAUCACGACAAUGAACUUGGAAACUGGUCAUGCGAUGGUGAAUUGAUCGAUGCGAAACAAGUCACCAUCCAUGCUCAUCAUCAAGCAUUGAAAUUAUUUGCAACUGGGAUCAAUCUUGAUCAAGUGAAGAAAAUCAAUGAACAACAGUCGAUGAACAUUCCUUCCGACCGAAUGACUGGAUGCUGUUUUCUUGUUUUUACUUUUGUAUGUUAUCGGUGUUUAUUUUGA